Abrus precatorius (Indian licorice) is the source of this 3091-nucleotide messenger RNA. Its product is annotated as pentatricopeptide repeat-containing protein At4g16390, chloroplastic-like. Gene Ontology annotation, cellular component: chloroplast. The coding region runs from base 16 to 2913 and encodes 965 amino acids. The record is from RefSeq and is a predicted model, not a curated record. Gene Ontology annotation, molecular function: protein binding. Lineage: Eukaryota; Viridiplantae; Streptophyta; Magnoliopsida; Fabales; Fabaceae. The transcript has 2 exons.
ACACGGAGAGGGGAAAUGGCUAAGGUUUACCCUCUCUGCUCUUCUUCUUCUUCCUUCCAUUAUCGCAAACCCACCAUCACCACUUCUCAUUCCAAAACCCUUCUCUGCGCCUCACGCUUCUUCUUCCAAGCUAGCAAUGCUCUACAAGACGAAAAACUCGACGAGCCUCAUGCAAAGUCUUCAUCUUCCUCCAAAACUUCCAUCUGGGUCAACCCCAAAAGCCCCAGAGCCAAACAACUUCUCAACAAUUCCCAUGAAGCUAGGUCUUCUCUUGCCAAACUCGCCAACUCUUUGGACUCGUGCAGUCCCACUGAGGUACACGUUUCUGAAAUUUUGAAGCCUUUAGGGGACAAUGUUUCAGAGCGUGAUGCUGUGUUUAUUCUCGAUUCCAUGGUGAAUCCCCACACUGCACUCGUUGCUGUUAAGUACUUGCAGCGAAAGGUUCUACCCGCUGAACAUGUUGUUCUUUACAACGUUACCCUCAAGCUGUUUAGGGAGAUUAAGGAUUUUGAAGGAGUAGAGAAGCUGUUUAAUGAAAUGCUUCAGAGAGGGGUUAAGCCUAAUCUCAUUACAUUUUCAACUAUAAUUAGCUGUGCUUCCAUGUGUUCUUUGCCACAUAAGGCUGUGGAGUGGUUUGAGAAAAUGCCCUCCUUUGGGGUUGAACAGGAUGGCAAUGUAUCCUCGUAUAUGAUACCUAUUUAUGCACGUACUGGUAAUGCUGAUGUGGCUUUGAAUCUGUAUGAUCGUGCAAAAGCUGAGAAAUGGCGCCUUCAUACAGUGGCAUUCUCUGCAUUGAUUAAGAUGUAUGGGAUGUUGGAGAAUUUUGAUGGAUGCUUGAAUGUUUACAAUGAUAUGAAGGUUCUUGGUGUGAAGCCUAACAUGGUAACUUAUAAAACUCUGUUGUAUGCCAUGGGGAGAGCUAAGAGGGCCUUGGAGGCCAAGGCUAUAUAUGAGGAGAUGAUAACUAGUGGAUUUUCACCAAAUUGGCCUACAUAUGCAGCUCUUUUACAAGCCUAUUGUAAAGCACGUUUUCAUGAAGAUGCUCUGAGAGUUUACAAGGAAAUGAAGGAAAAGGGAAUGGACGUAGAUGUAGUUCUUUAUAACUUGCUUUUUGACAUGUGUGCGGAUGUUGGCUGUGUGGAUGAUGCUGUUGAGAUUUUUGAAGACAUGAAAAGUUCUGGGACUUGCCCGCCAGACAGUUUUACGUAUUCAUGCUUGAUCAACAUGUACAGUUCUCAUGUCAGACUCACUGAGUCUUUGGACUCGAGUAAUUCGUGGGAGAAACGGGUCUCCACAAUUUUGAUGGGUCUUGGGGAUGAGGUUUCACAACAAGAUGCUAUAUUUAUUCUCAACAGGAUGGUGAAUCGCAAUGCUGCAUCCUUUGUUCUUAGAUACUUCCUGAACAAGAUUGAUCCCACUAGAGACAAAGAGGUGGCUCUAUACAAUGUGACCCUGAAGGUGUUUAGGAAGUAUAAGGAUUUUGAAGGAGCAGAGAAGUUAUUUGGUGAAAUGCUUCAACGAGGGGUCAAACCUGAUAAUAUUACAUUUUCAACUAUGAUCAACUGUGCUUGUAUCUCUGGUUUGCCUGAUAAGGCUGUUGAGUGGUAUGAAAAGAUGCCUGGCUUUGGGUGUGAACCAGAUGGAAACUACGAUCAAUGCUUGAAUAUCUACCAAGAAAUGAACGUUCUUGGUGUGAAGCCCAAUGUGGUGACAUAUAACAAUCUGUUGGGUGCCAUUUUGAGAGCUAAGAAACACCGACAGGCCAAGACUAUAUACAAUGAGAUGAAAAAUAAUGGAGUUUCACCAGAUUUUAUAACCUAUGCAUCUCUUUUGGAAGUCUAUGUUAGAGCAGAUUGUAGUGAAGAUGCCCUCCAUGUUUAUAAAGAAAUGAAGGGGAACGGAGUGGAUAUGACUGCAGAUCUUUAUAACAAGCUUUUAGCUAUGUGUGCUGAUGUUGGCUGCAUAGAUGAAGCUGUUGAAAUUUUUGAAGACAUGAAAAGCUCAGGGACAUGCCGGCCUGACAGUUGGACAUUUUCAACCUUGAUUACGAUAUAUUCCCGCAGUGGAAAAGUUUCAGAGGCGGAAGGAAUGUUGAAUGAAAUGAUCCAAUCUGGAUUGCAGCCUACUAUUUUUGUUCUGACAUCGCUUGUCAAUUGCUAUGGAAAAGCAAAGCGAAUUGAUGAUGUUGUGAAGAUAUUUAAUCAACUCCUGGGUUUGGGCAUUGUUCCAAAUGACCACUUCUGUUGUUGUCUUCUGAAUGUUAUGGCUCAAACGCCAAAAGAAGAGCUUGGUAAGCUAAAAGAUUGCGUUGAGAAGGCUAAUUCAAAACUUGGGUCCGUGAUAAGAUAUUUGGUGAGAGAGCAGGAGGGUGAAGGAGAUUUUAGAAAGGAAGCAUCAGAACUUUUAAAUUCUAUUGAUGCUGAAGUAAAAAAGCCUUUAUGCAAUUGUCUAAUUGAUCUUUGUGUCAACCUGAAAGUGCUGGACAAAGCUCGUGACCUUCUGGAUCAAGGACUGAUGCUUGAGAUAUAUACAAAUAUACAAUCCAGAUCACAAACUCAGUGGUCUUUGCAUCUGAAGGAACUGUCAGUAGGAGCUGCUGUGACUGCAUUAGAUGUUUGGAUAAAUGACUUGUCUAAGGCAUUGGAGUCUGGGGAGGACCUUCCUCCAAUACUUGGAAUUAACACUGGGCAAGGAAAACACAAGUAUUCAGACAAAGGUUUAGCUAGUGUACUUGAAUCACAUUUGAAGGAACUUAAUGCUCCAUUCCCCGAGGCUCCAGAUAAGGCUGGCUGGUUUUUGGUUGCAAAAGAAGUAGCUAAAUCGUGGCUGGAAUCUAGGGGUUCAAGUGAAUCCAUUGCUGAUUUGAAGUCUUUGACUUUGGAUGUUUCAAAUUCGGCUCUUCAAUAUCAAUAGUGCUGUUCUUCAGUAUCAAUAGUAUUGUUUAUGUACCAUGUUAAUUUUAUGCAUUUUUCUAUUGCUUUUGUGGAAAUUUUGUAUUCAUAGAUUAUGUAUAUGAAGAUAACAAUGCUGGAAACUUUUCCCAUAUCCAUACCUUGUGCCACGUUAAUAAGUUUGACAAAGUGGAUGUAUU